UUAAAUGAUUUUUUCCUACAUAGGUCUUUCAAAUAGUAGAUUAAAGAAAAACAUAAAAGAUUAGUAUUCUGUGACAAGAUUAGUAAGAAUGUCUUUGUAUACUGAGAAUACUUCAGGCCUGGUAAAGAGGAGAACGGAGGCAACCAUGGCUGCUGCUGCUAAUUCAAAACGACAAGCACAAAGUGAUGAUGAUGAUAAUAACAGCGAUUGUGAAAAAAACAUGGAAUCUGAUAAAGAUAUGCGCCUUACUUUGCUAGAGGAGAUAUUGCUCCUUGGAUUAAAGGAUAGGGAGGGUUACACCUCAUUUUGGAAUGAUUGUAUAUCAUCAGGUCUUCGAGGUUGUAUCUUGGUUGAACUUGCUUUAAGAGGAAGAAUACAACUGGAGAAACAACAAGCAAGGAGAAAAUCACUUUUAGUGAGAAAGAUUCGUUCUAAGAACGAUGCUCCAACUGGUGAUGUUAUAUUAGAUGAAGCACUCAAUCACAUUCGUAGAAGUGGAGCUGAAGAAGGCGUGCAAGGUUGGAUUGACCUAUUAUCAGGUGAAACAUGGAAUCCACUGAAAUUACAUUUUCAGUUGCGGAACGUACGUGAAAGGAUUGCUAAGAAUCUUGUUGAGAAAGGUGUCCUCUCAACAGGAAAGCAAAACUUUCUUCUCUUUGACCUCACAACCCACCCAGUGUGUGACGACACAGUGAAGACAAGAUUAAUCAAACGAAUCCAAGAAGCUGUGCUUUCGAAAUGGCCCAAUGAUAUUUCAAAAAUGGACAGACGUACACUUGCCCUCAUUUAUCUUGCACAUGCCAGCGAUGUUCUUGAAAAUGCCUUCCAACCACUUUCUGAUGAAGAUUAUGAUGUUGCGAUGAGACGUGUUCGUCAUCUGCUGGAAAUAGAUGUGGAAGAUCAAUCAACACACAGUAACAAUAACGAACUUAUGUGGGCUGUUGUGUCUGCUUAUUUAAAAUAAUAUACCAAACAUACAGGGGUGGUUGUUCUUAAUGGUAACUGGAGCAUUUUAAUCCUGUACAUAUAUUUGAACGAAAAAGUAGAUUUGCAUUUCCUUACUUUGGUUUAUUUAAGAAGGCUUUCCACUAGCAUUAUGAGGAAGUGUUAUACUUAUGUUGCCAAUGUACAACCACCCCUAUUUUGAAACCAUACUAGAUUGGUAGUUUGCUUAACCAUACUGCACUAUUCUGGACAUUCGUCCUUUUUUUGUUGACCUGUUGUUCGAUAGUUUGCAUAAAAGUGGCGUUUUUAUUUCACAGAUUGUUUUAAAGUAAUGCAAACUUUAUUUAAGUUAAUUUAUAUUUGACCAAGUUUGCUUAAAUGCUAAGUUGGCGCUUAUUGGUUUCCAAACUUAAUGUAGUUGCUCUUUAUUCAGUCACCAUCUAUAAACAAGUGCUGGAAUAUCAUUCUGUUAAUUUUAAAAUUAGUUCCUCCGACCAAAUAUGUAUUCAAGUGUAAAUACAUCCCUCCUGUAGAGUUUUCUUGUAUAUUAACUUUCCUUUGGUAACAGAUUCUUCUACAAACAACAUGAUUCAUUGGUAGAAAUGUAUAAGUUGCUCGCUCAAAAUUAAUUUGGUACACUUAUAUCAUCAUCAUAAUGUUUAAUCGUUACCCGCUCCUUAUGAAGCUUUUACACACUGCAUAUUGUAUUAUGUAAAUCCCACAAAGGUCUUGAAAAAUAUUUUAGAAUUUGUAUGUUAAUUCUAUAUCAACAAUAUAGAGGAAGUUGUUCGCACAGUUCAAUAUGUCCUUUGUCUGUAUUUUCAGGUAUUUUGCGUUUGGAUUCCAUUUAAAAUUGAAAGCAGUGUAAAUAACUUGGUGCCACUUUUAGAACACUUUAGCUUCAUGGGCGAUUCAGCUUCACUAAACGGCAAAUAUGUUUAUUUUACUAGAUUCCUUGUUUGCAAAUUGUUACAGAAUUUUCAUGUGUGAUCCAGAGGUCUUGCAUGCUUUCUACAAGUAGGUCACUGCUACCAUUUAUUGUAUGGCGAUAAAUGUUGUAUGUACCAUUAUUCAUGUAAUAAACAUUAUGUAAUAUAGCUUUCUGCAAA
This is a messenger RNA of Ciona intestinalis (vase tunicate), 2054 nucleotides long. RefSeq names its product Golgi phosphoprotein 3-like. Gene Ontology annotation, molecular function: phosphatidylinositol-4-phosphate binding. Gene Ontology annotation, cellular component: trans-Golgi network; cytosol; Golgi cisterna. NCBI's taxonomy places the organism in Eukaryota, Metazoa, Chordata, Ascidiacea, Phlebobranchia, Cionidae. Gene Ontology annotation, biological process: Golgi organization; Golgi vesicle budding; retrograde vesicle-mediated transport, Golgi to endoplasmic reticulum. The record is from RefSeq and is a predicted model, not a curated record.